AUGUCCCCGCCAGCUAUCAUUGCUCCCUCCAUCCUGAGUGCCGACUUCGGCACCCUGGGCAGCGAAUGCUCGACCAAGAUCGCCCAAGGAUCCGACUGGUUGCACGUCGACAUCAUGGACGGCCAUUUCGUCCCCAACAUGACCUUUGGCGCCCCCGUCGUCACCAAGAUUCGCUCUCACGUUGCUCGUCCUACCGAGCCCCACGGCAAGGGCACCUUUGACUGCCACAUGAUGAUCCAGGAGCCCCACAAAUGGGUCAAGGACUUCAAAGACGCCGGCUGUGAUCUCUACUGCUUCCACUACGAAGCCGCCAUUUCCUCCACCGCUGCUACCAGUCCCGCCGACAACACCACAACCACCAAGACCAGCCCCAAGGACCUCAUCCGCUAUAUCCACGACGAGGGCAUGCAGGCCGGAAUUGCCAUCAAGCCCGAUACCCCCGUCGACGUGCUCUGGGAUAUUCUGGCGAAUGAGAACGAGAAGGAACGUCCGGAUAUGGUCCUGGUUAUGACCGUUCACCCCGGAUUCGGUGGUCAGAAGUUCAUGGCCUCCGAGCUGCCCAAGGUCAAAGCUCUGCGCGAGAAAUACCCUAACCUCAACAUCGAGGUGGAUGGUGGCUUGGGACUGGGUACGAUUGACCAGGCUGCUGAGGCUGGCGCCAACGUCAUCGUUGCGGGCUCGGCGGUCUUUGGCGCUCAGGAUCCCGCCGACGUCAUCGCUAAGCUCCGCGAGACUGUCAACAAGUAUCGCAAG
Molecule: messenger RNA, 753 nt
Organism: Aspergillus vadensis CBS 113365
Lineage: Eukaryota; Fungi; Ascomycota; Eurotiomycetes; Eurotiales; Aspergillaceae
Product: ribulose-phosphate 3-epimerase RPE1
Exons: 3
Biological process (GO): carbohydrate metabolic process; pentose-phosphate shunt, non-oxidative branch; pentose-phosphate shunt
Cellular component (GO): cytosol
Molecular function (GO): D-ribulose-phosphate 3-epimerase activity; metal ion binding
Source: RefSeq, a predicted model, not a curated record